Messenger RNA from Lineus longissimus, 2247 nucleotides. RefSeq lists its product as uncharacterized. The record is from RefSeq and is a predicted model, not a curated record. NCBI's taxonomy places the organism in Eukaryota, Metazoa, Nemertea, Pilidiophora, Heteronemertea, Lineidae. The transcript has 5 exons. Bases 197 to 937 code for a protein of 246 amino acids.
UUAUCCAGGAUCUUGAUCUCUCUCUCAAAAUUGUUCGAGCCAGGAUCUUUUAUGCGGUGUCCAAACGGCUACACCCAUUUACCGGAUUAGUGGAUUCAGCGGGUCUUACCCGGAUUCUGUUCUAAGUUGAAUAACCAGAUUGGUGAAUUCAACGGAUCUUUACCGUGCUUACGAAUUCCGUUCUAAGUUAACAAGGAUGGCUUCUCAAGUUGCCGCAGGGCAAACAGGCCUGAUGGAAUAUUCCGCCGAGCUUGCCCCUGGAGAGACACGUACGAUCGAAGACUCGCCACGACGCUGGGUGAACGUGGUAUGGUCUUUGAAGCACGAGAACAUCCCCUAUUCGGAUCGACCUGGUCCAAUGAGUGAUACCGCCAUCCACCGCCAGAAGACGCUCGUCAUGGACGAAUUCAUGAGACUGACGAAACAGGAGGUAAACAGGUUGAAGCCAACGGCCUCCCUGGAAGGUUCAUUCUUAAAAAGGGAAUUGACAUUAGUAGAUGAUCCUUGGAAGUGUGGCAACCAAGCUGUGAGACAACUAGCAAAUGUAUCAAGAAAGGGCCCCCAUCAACGCUUCUUCCCGGGAAACAGCGAUCCCAAACUAAAUGGUGCUAAUAAUAGAUUCGGGUUGCCGCUAAAACCCAGACCCAGAAAACUGAGCCGGAUACAGGAGGAGACAAUAGAAAAGCGAAAACGUUCUGUACUUUGGGCGGAAAAGACCGUUCUACCAGAAAUAGGACAAGAAAAUUCUGUGGGCGCGAUUGAAAAUGCUGAAAUAACGAGGGACGAGAUUGCCGAAUCAUCGCAUUGUGGCGACGAGGCUGAUAGUGGAAUAUUCAUCGAGAGCGAGGCUGUUGGGGUUAUAUCAACUGGAAGCGAGGCUGGCGGUGGGACAACAGUUGAAAGCGAGCCUUGCGGUGUGAUAUCGGUCGAAAGCUAGGCGUGAUCAGGUCUAAGAGGAAAAAGAUUUCUACACGGUGCAGUGACAUCACGAUCACAUAAAACCGCUGAAAAGAAAAUUAGUGGCCUUUUCUCUCGUGCGAGACCAGUUCCUUUAUUGUCCAGAAGACGGCACAUCUGAAUACCCGACACACACGCUAUCGGUAUCGUUCAUCAGUAGACCAAAAGUUCAGAGUAGCAGUCUACAUACGACAACAAUGCCGGCGGAAAAUUGGUGACAGUUCGAGUGUGUGGGUCACCUGGUUGUUAAACUCCCCGGGCAGUCCAUUUCGGCGCCCUAAUCGUCUCUUCUCAUGAGUCGAGACGAGGCCGGUCCACCAAGUCCGGAAUGUAUUGAGAGACCCCUAUUGUCGACAGCGUGUAACUUAAUCUGACCUACUGGGUCCUUUAAAGGAGGGAUGUCUCGGGACUAAUGAUAUCUACAGAGGUCCAUGGUAGAGGGCGCCACGGGAAUAGAUCGGAAAGUGUGCAAGAUUGAGGAAUAUUUUGAUGUUUGAUAUGUUGACAUAUUUUGAUGUAUUUUUGAUAUUUUCCUCUGACCCCUUGCUUCUGCUUGUAUGCCCCUUUAAAAGUGUCUGCACUUGAAAAUGUGAGCGUUUGGUUCGUGGGAAAAACAUCAUAUCGUAUUCAGAAAAAAAAUCGUUUUCCAAGAAAAAAAACGAAGCCAUUUCGACAUCAGGGCAUCCCUUUAUGGGUCUGUGCGCAUGACGCCAAAAAUAGUCGCAAUAUUAAAAAAAUUCCCCCAAACAACUUUCCGUCAAUUACCUUUCUCUUUUCCGAUCACGUUGACAGCGGGUGGAUAUAUUUUCUCGACCUGCCGUGUGCUGGACGAGAGAUUUCUGGGCUUUGUGACUCAUCUUUCUUGAUAACGCCGAGGAACCUGUGAAUAUUUCCUCGAAGUAUCAAUGAAUAGGCCUAGAUCAUACGUUAAAAUGGUACGCCGUCGGCGAAACUGGUGGUCCAGGAAAAUAGAAAUGCAGUUAUACACAAUGGCGCAGUACAGUUGGUAUGCAUACAAAUUUGCUGAAACUUGAUAUUCAAAGUUUUUGAAUAUCCAACGGCAAUGCUGAAAAAAAUUUUCAUUACGUAUUUGGGCAAUUAUACAUUUUCAACUUAAAUUACAAAUUUCAAAUUUUUAACAAUUGGCGUCGGCUUUUAAGUAGGCCAACCUAGAUAAUAAGGACGCCAAUUCGAUUUGCUAUUCUAAGCUUUGUAAGCUUUCUCAAAUGAAUUGACGCUACUGUAUAAUAACAUGAAUGAUAACAUGACUUCGAAAUACAUGAUGAAUGA